Messenger RNA from Fusarium coffeatum, 3105 nucleotides. RefSeq lists its product as uncharacterized. The record is from RefSeq and is a predicted model, not a curated record. NCBI's taxonomy places the organism in Eukaryota, Fungi, Ascomycota, Sordariomycetes, Hypocreales, Nectriaceae. The transcript is spliced from 3 exons. The coding region runs from base 1 to 3105 and encodes 1034 amino acids. Gene Ontology annotation, molecular function: protein binding.
AUGGCUGAAGUCGUCGGCUUGAUAGCCGCCAGCGGUCAGUUCAUCGAAGAAAGCAUCAAGAUCGUCAAGAUAGCGAAGGCAGCCCGAGACAAAUACCGAGAUGCCCAAACAGAGAUCGAAAACUGGCAGCGGCAGUUCAGCGAAUCAGACUCCCGCCGCCACAAGACCUGGAGAGCCGCCGUUUCCUUGCUGAAGGAAGGAGAAAUUAGAUCCUCGUUCAGCGAGCUCGAACAGCUGAAGUCUUCUUUAAAUCUCCAUAUAGCCAUCAAGGGCCUGAAUGAAAGCCAAAAGAUCUCUCAUACAGCGACAUCGCUAGACGACCUUAUGUCUUUAUUGAAAUCUGGAUCCGGUUCCGAUGAAGAAAGUUGCCUCCGAGCCCUGUUUAUCACAGAUUCUCGAAGUGACCGCGAUGGUCUCAUCACCAUUAAAGGGCACAGGACCCCCGGCACCUUCGAGUGGAUUCCACAAACCAAACAGUUUCUCGACUGGAAUACAUCUGAGAAGGGCCUUCUUUGGAUAUCAGGCGCUCCCGGGAAAGGGAAAACCGUCAUCUCCAUCUUCCUUUCCGAGCUCUUGGAGGCGACGAAGCGCACCGUCAUUUAUUUCUUCUGCGAUAACAAAACGGCUUCUCGGAAUAGCGCGGUCAACAUCAUCCGUGGUUUGAUGAGUCAACUGAUUCAACUUCGCCGCGAGCUACUGUCUUGCCUCCUGCCCACAUGGAAGACACAGCAAGAUGGUCUUUUCCAGUCCUUUGAGACCCUAUGGAGGAUCUUCCAUCAUAUGCUAGACGCUCUGAAAGGCGAGGAGGUUUGCUGCGUAUUGGAUGCUCUAGAUGAGUGCGAUGAAAAGUCACUUACAUCACUUCUACGCAAAGUCACAGACUCGUACAACAGCCCUACUGGAAUGCCCCUGAAGCUCAUUAUCGCGAGCCGCGAGGAACCGAAAGGACUACCACAAGCCCUUGCGAGAUAUCCACGAAUCACCCUUGGGCAUAUCGACGAAGACAUCCGACUCUACAUCUCGCAGAAGGUUUCAUAUCUUGCUAAGAUCAAGAUGAUUCAUGGUUCUCCUCUUCACGACCACAUCGAAAAGGCAUUUCGAGAAGGCGCCGAAGGCACCUUUCUAUGGGUCAGCUAUAUGGCUCACGAUCUGGAGACGAUGUCACUGCGCCAAAUCGAGCUUGCUCUUACAAAACUCCCACGAGGCCUCCAAGAGAUUUACGAGAGAAUCAUGUCGCAUAUCAAUGUCGAAAAUCGCGACAAGAUUGCUGACAUGCUGAUGUGGAUACUGUUUGCUCAGCGUCCACUGGAGAUAUCCGAUAUUUGCGAAGCCAUUCAAAUUGAAGCAAGUCAGACUCUGACAAAACAGGAGGUCUGCCUCGACUACGUCAGAUCAUGCGGACACUUACUCCAAGUUGUGGUAUUUGAUCCAGACUCUGACACCUUUGUUCCUUACUUGCAUUCCGAUAAAACUACAGAUACCAUGUCGGAGUUACACUUACGCACCACUUUCGUCCACCAAAGCGCCAAAGACUUCCUGCUCGGGACAGAUGAGGAACGAAUAUCACUACCGAUCACUACGCGCAUCAGUCAAGCGCAUAUGAGGAUUUUAGAUCGCACCAUCGCAGUUUUAGAGUCUCAUUCUCGCGAUGUAAAACCUUCUGCUCACGAGUGGUGCAAUCGUUUUCCUCUGUUUGCAUACGCUGUGGAUUCCUUGAUAUAUCACAUCAGCCAGGUAGGAAAUGACAUCAAACUGCUGGUGGCGAAACAUGAGACUUUCUUUGAUAACGUAUCGAAGACCCGUGAUGGCUGGGCUGCUCACAAAGGAGUACCGAUUUCUGAUUCAUUACCGCUUUUGCACUUCGCUUGUCGGUACAGGCUAUACUCGUUGGCGAAAGUAUGUCUUCGAAGGAAAGACGUAUCAUCACUGCUAGGGCAUCAACGAAAGAUCAACCAACAAGGGGGCAUAGGCCGAAAAACACCGCUACACAUCGCUGUGGAGCAAGGCUCAACCGAUAUCAUUCAGCUCUUGCUGAGCUGUGGAGCUGAUGUUGCUAGCGAGGAUCAUAUGCGAGAAACGCCACUGCAUUAUGCCCUUAGAUAUCCUUCCACUGCCGAGAUAUAUCGACUACUAGCAGAUUGGAACACAAGCAGAAAGGUAUACCGAAAAGACGCUAAACAUUACAUCAAGAAUAACGACAUUCCCUAUUCUAGAUCGCUGCUCCACCUCGCUGCUCAACAGGGGUGGGAGGAUAUAUGCCAGGAGCUCAUUCAACAGAAGAACUACAGCGUCGAGUUAAGAGAUUGUUAUGGUGAUAAGUUAAUUCACAUAGCACUGAAAUGUGGCCUAUUUGACCUUGCUAAGCGAUCUGUAACAGAGUGGGGUGCUCGACUGACACCUCAAAUCCAGCUACUCGAAGCACUAUUGGAAACCAUUGGGGAUGUGGCAGACAAUGCAGGAAUGUGGGGAGAGGCUAUGGAGAUAUACAUCAACCACUGGGGUUGCGACAUCAACACAACUGACGUAGGAGGAUGUACGAUCUUUCAUGCCAAGCUGUUCGAUUUCGUUGCUUUGCAGGCAGUACUCAAUACCGGCUUAUCAAUCAAGUCAAUCAACUUUGACCAACUCAACACCCGGAAUCAGACCUUCCUCCACUCUGGUUGGUAUUGGGUUCAGGAUUCCCGUCUUCUGAAGACCUUUCUAUUGCAGUCGCAAUUCGACGUCAACACACGAGAUUACAAAGGGUGCACCCCGCUACAUUGCGCGAUCAUGUAUCGCGGCGAAAAGCUACUACAGUUCACUGAUGAUGAUUGGCGGGAUGUGCAGUUACUCCUUGAUUUCGGGGCUGACCGUUCCUUGAGAGAUGAUAAGGGACGAACGGCCGCAGAUGUUCUCAUCGAAUUAUGGGAUCCCAAGCCACGCCGUGGUGAUCCUGCACUUGACCUUCUUAUGAAUUAUUCAACAGUUGCGAUCAACGUACGAGAGGUCGAAUUGGUAUUGGAUGGAAGCGAUUGGCCUUCAGCGGGUAAAUGGACGGCGGUAUCGACUGGUAAUGUUCUCUCAGGCUCAAGAGGACAAGGUAAAAAAGUCAAAGUCUCUGCUUAG